AAACAUUUAAAUUUCAUUAGGUAGGAGAUACAUUUAUAUAUUAUAAAAGAAAAAAUAAGAUGCCUGAGUGUGUUCAAGGACUUGGACAAUGCUUAAUGGAAUAUUUGCAUCUAGAUUCAAGAUAUAUUCAUAUUCAAAGAUCUUCUGAAAACUUUGAAGAGGAAGAACUUUCAGCAUGGACAUUAAGACCAUUACCCAAAAGACUUGAAAAAGUAGCUGUUAAACAUGUUAUAUAUUUGAAAGAUUUAAGAUUGGCUAUACUUGAACAUCUAUUGUCUGACUUGAAUGAAGGCAUUGAUAUAUAUUUAAGUGUACUAAGAGAAUGUUCUGAAGAAGAAUUACAAUUAAAUCCAUCACUUCCUCAUUUGUUACCUCCAGCAUUUCAAGGUCUGCAGAAUAAAGAAAAUAAAAGAAUGUUGCAGCAUUUUAAACAACCUAAUGAUGCUAGAGUUUUUGAAAUUACAACAAAGAUUGAAGAUUUUAAAAUUAGAAGUAAUGAUACUUGUCUUAAAAAUCCAAAAGAAAGUGAGAGAUUAAGUAAGGAGGUAACAAUACAAGAAAAUUCAAAAAAAUAUAGUGUUUCCCAAAAACAAACAGAUAAAGAUUCAUCUGUAAGAGAAAUCAAUUCUAACAGCAAAGAAAGUGCAUCUAAUAAUAAUGAAAUAUUACUUAAAAUGGUUCCAACACAGUGUAUAAGAAAUAUGAAUUUUACUCAUCCUAAAAAGCGUAUUGAUUGGCCUAUCAAGAAUAAUUCUGAUUCUAGUCCUGAAUAUAUUCCUGCUGGUAUGAUGGGUUCUUCAACAAGUAAGAAGAAAGCUGCAAAUAAAACAUGAAGCUAUUUUGAACAUUUUUAAGAAUUGACUUUUUUAUCUAUGUUUAUAUAAACAUAAUGAAACUUCACUGUUAAUAUAUUAGAGAGGUUGAGGCAGACGUUUUAAACGUGUAAACGUGUAGGUUGGACG
Molecule: messenger RNA, 962 nt
Organism: Centruroides sculpturatus (bark scorpion)
Lineage: Eukaryota; Metazoa; Arthropoda; Arachnida; Scorpiones; Buthidae
Exons: 4
Coding region: 60-833 (257 amino acids)
Source: RefSeq, a predicted model, not a curated record